This is a messenger RNA of Colias croceus (clouded yellow), 2475 nucleotides long. RefSeq names its product peroxidase-like. Gene Ontology annotation, biological process: response to oxidative stress. Lineage: Eukaryota; Metazoa; Arthropoda; Insecta; Lepidoptera; Pieridae. The coding region runs from base 8 to 2293 and encodes 761 amino acids. The record is from RefSeq and is a predicted model, not a curated record. The transcript has 12 exons. Gene Ontology annotation, molecular function: peroxidase activity; heme binding.
UGCAAAAAUGAAAUCGAUUCGAACAUUUUUAUUUUUUAAUUGCACGAUUGGUUUUCUUUUCUUCUGUGCCAGUGUCAGUGGUUGUAUAAACUGUGGUUUGGAGGGUUUGCUUGACGACGUGUUUGCAGAUGUGUGUGAAGUGUGUCCCUUGCUGGCAAGCACUACUUUGAAACUGAAGGAACUGUUCACUUCUAGUUCUGAAGAAAACGAAGGCCCCAUCACCUCAGACCUGGUUUCCGAGUGUCUACGAUGCGGUCGGGAUUUGGCAAAGACAGCUGCAAAGCGGGGAAACCAACUAGUCAAGAAUGGUAUCACGUUAGAGUCGUAUUCUCCAUCGCUACUGCAUUUCUUCUACACAGAACUGCCACAUGAUAUGAAGAAGGCAUCUGAGACUUCAAACGAAUUGAUAAAAGCGACGAAGUUGUUGCAAAUGAAGAUGUGUUCGGGCUCCAACGUAACUCCGAACACAUUUCUCUCUUACUUGGAGCAUCACGUCAUUCGUCCCAAAGAAACAUUCUGCAAGCCGUUUAGCCCUGUCUGCUGCAAUGAUAAGUACCGUAGCAUUGAUGGCACUUGCAACAAUAAGCAGCAUCCGUACUGGGGCCGACGAGGUGCGCCGUUCACGCGUAUAGCCACUCCGAGAUAUGCUGAUGGAAUCUACGCAAUGCCAGUAGCUAAGAGCGGUCGGCCGUUACCCAACCCUCGAGUUCUUUCAACCAGGCUGUUCAACGACCGUCCGAUAGCCAGCCAUGUGUUCACGUACCUCAACAUGCAGUGGGGACAGUUCAUCACGCAUGACCUGAUGUCUAAGGUCAUGGAUGUAACAGACGAAGGUGGAAUCCAGUGCUGCCUCGGCAACGGCCAAGAUGUUCUGCCUCAAGAUUUGCUAAACGAGAAGUGCAUACCCAUAUGUGUGCCAGAUGAUGAUCCCUUCUACCAGUACUAUGGUAUUAAGUGCUUGAACUUUGUGAGGAGCGUUACUGCCCCGAGAGAUGACUGCAGCUUGGGUCAUGCUGAGCAGAUGAAUACAGUGACUAGUUACCUAGACGGGUCAGUAAUAUACGGAUCAGAUAAUAAGCUAGCGUCAAAACUACGAACGAAAUGUGGUGGAAGACUCAAAGAGGAGACAAGGAACUCAUGUAAGAAGGGAUUCCUGCCAUCAGUUGAUGAUAAAGCUGGUACUUGUGACUUGAGAAACAUGUCCGAACCUUGUUAUUUAGCAGGUGACGACAGAAUCAACCAAACGCCAACCUUAGCAGUUUUACACACAUUACUGUUAAGAGAGCACAACCGUGUCGCUGAUAUACUGGGCACAUUGAACCCACUGUGGUCGGAUGAGAAAAUUUACCAAGAGGCUAGGAGGGUUGUUAUUGCCGAAAUACAACAUAUAACAUACCAGGAAUGGCUGCCAUGUAACUUUGGCGAGAAUUAUCUAAGAUACUACCGCAUUGCACCAUCAUCUCUCUACAGCCGAGACUACAAUGAAGAUGUCAACCCUGGAAUCAUCAACGGCUUUGGAGCUGGCGCAUUUAGAUUCCUUCACACAAUGAUACCAGAUUCCUUUAUGGCUUGUCCCGCGUCAUACCAAGCAGCGUAUUUGUAUAAGAUAAGUGACUACUUUUUCAACCCAAGUCUUGUAGAAGCUUCCAAAGAUUCGUUUGAUGAUAUUGUACGAGGUUUAGUAACACAUAGAGCAGCAGAAUCUGAUCCAUAUGUUACUGGAGAAUUGACGAACUUACUCUUUAAAUCGCACAACAAAUGGGGGUUAGACCUUAUUUCUAUGGAUAUACAGAGAGGCAGAGAUCAUGGGAUCGCUUCUUAUAAUGACUAUAGGGAAACAUGUGGACUAAAAAGAGCGACGACAUUCCAAGAUUUAAUUGGCGAAAUAUCUCAAGAUAGAAUAAACGCACUUGCUCAAUUGUAUGAAUGCGUUGACGAUAUAGAUUUAUUCGUUGGAGGUGCAAUGGAAAAGGACGUACAAGGUUCCGUUUUAGGUUAUACGUUUCAAUGCAUUGUUGCUGAGCAGUUCUACAGAACUCGUAUCGGAGAUCGAUAUUUUUAUGAUAACAGUGAAAUGCCGCAUUCUUUUACACCAGAUCAACUAAAAGAAAUUAAAAAGGCAUCAAUGGCGCGUCUAAUUUGCGACAAUACGGAAGGUGUAAAAUAUAUUCAAAGAAAGGCAUUUGAAGCAGAAUCUGUUUACAAUCCUAAGUACAGUUGUGAUGAUUAUGAUAAUAUACCCGUUGUGGAUCUGACGGCAUGGAAGAGGCCUAAAUUUGAACUUUAUGAUUAAGUUUAAUACCUAUUAAUAGAACACCAUAUCUGUUAUUAUUAAGAUAAUGUUAUUAUUGUUAAUAAUAUUAAAUAUUUUGUUAAUUUAGAAGACUAAUUUAUUUUUAGAAAAUCUCAUAAUAAUAAGAGUGGUUCUGAAUAAAAUGCUGUUUUUUUUUUCAUGAUUUAUUUGAAACCUGUAUA